AUGAAAUUAUUCUUGGCUCUCUGCCUAAGUGCAGUUGCUUUGGCAACUGAGACUGGCACCUUGCGUGUUAAAAGAGGAGGGUCGAAAUAUGAUUUCCAUGUCCCACACGUGCAAACUAUAAUCAAAAAAGUUCCGGUACCAUACGCUGUUCCUAAACCGUAUCCAGUGGUAAAGCAUGUUCCGGUUACUAUUAAAGUACCAUAUCCAGUCCACGUACCGAAGCCUUACCCAGUACAUGUAGCAAAACCAGUCCCAUUUCCUGUCGAAAAAAGGGUUCCAGUACCAUAUCCUGUAGAUAGACCAGUACCAGUUCCUGUUAAAGUAGGAGUGCAUAUUCCCUAUCCAGUGAAAGUGCCUGUUAGUGUUCCAAAACCGUAUCCAAUUUCAAUUCCAUAUCCAGUGAAAGUUCCAUAUCCAGUUGUGGUUGGGGGAGGACACGAAGGUGGAGAGAGCUAUAAAGUGAUUGGUUUUUCUGGAAAUCAUGAUAUUGGUCAUGGUCAUGGUCACAAGUUUUGGUAG
Brassicogethes aeneus is the source of this 519-nucleotide messenger RNA. The record is from the annotation of a GenBank genome assembly. NCBI's taxonomy places the organism in Eukaryota, Metazoa, Arthropoda, Insecta, Coleoptera, Nitidulidae.